AUGGAGUCUUCUUCUAUUCCAUCAUUGGCAGUGCAAACGGAAAGCCUAACUGUGCCAAACUGGCUUGAACUUCCAAGAGAUGCAACUGUUAACAUCCUCCAGAAGCUGAAUACUGUUGAUAUAAUUACUAGAGCUUGUCAUGUGUGUCCCCUAUGGUGGAAUAUAUGUAAAGACCCUUCUAUGUGGCGCACCAUUCGCAUGAAUAUGGAUCUUACCUAUAACCGCGCAUGUUGGAAAAAGAUUUGUCACACUGCAGUUGGAAGAAGUCGUGGUCAGCUAGAAGAUGUUAAUAUAAAGUAUUUUGCUACCGAUGAUCUCCUUCAAUACAUUGUUGAUUGCAGUAAACAACUACGACGGUUGCGGCUAAUAGAUUGUCGAAGUCUAACGUAUGAAGGAUUUAGUGAAGCAUUAAACAAACUUCCACUAUUAGAAGCACUUGAUAUUUAUCAUUGCACAUUGUCUGAGGAUUUACUUGAAGUUGUUGGUCGACAUUGUCCUCUUUUGAAUUCACUGAGAUAUAGGAAUUCUAUUGAUGACGAAGAAGGUUACAUUGAUAUAAGUAAUGAACAUGAACUUGCAUUACUUGAGGAAACAUUUUGGAGAGUGGGAUUUUAUAAUAUCCUAAACACUGGGAACUUUGUAACAAAUGAAGGGGUUUCUGCAAUUCUUGACGGUUGUCCUCUUCUUGAAACUCUUGAUCUUAGAGGAUGUCGUAGUUGGGUGUUGAGUGAUAGUUUAGAGAAAAGGUGUCAUCAACAAAUCCAAGAUUUUAGAUCUCCUAUAUACUAUGUGUACUUUUCUUUCAAUGGACAGUUAAUACUAGGACCUGCUAAGUGA
Messenger RNA from Vicia villosa (hairy vetch), 837 nucleotides. RefSeq names its product putative F-box/LRR-repeat protein 23. NCBI's taxonomy places the organism in Eukaryota, Viridiplantae, Streptophyta, Magnoliopsida, Fabales, Fabaceae. The coding region runs from base 1 to 837 and encodes 278 amino acids. The transcript has 2 exons. The record is from RefSeq and is a predicted model, not a curated record. Gene Ontology annotation, molecular function: protein binding.